UUUAACUUAGUUCGAAAAGUUUCCUUAACCACCCCACCCCACCCCUGCCCACUCUGAUCAUCGUCAUUCGCACUGCAUCAUUUACGCCUAAGACUCGCCUCAACUAGCCCUUGCCCCGCAGUGGCUUGUCAUUCAUUACGUCCAUUCCGUCCAAUUGCUCAUUACUCAUACUCCCUCAUACUUUCAAUACUCCCACUCUCAUACUCUCAUACUCCCAUACUCCCAUCAUACUCCCAACCUUACCUGCUCCCUAAAUCAAUUUUAACCUUUAUCCGCUUCAUCGAUCGAGCUGCUAGUCAAUAAUAGACAAUAAUAAGCUUUGGUCCGUCGAAGCGCCAACGAUGUCCGCGUACGACCCGUACGAUGCUCCCCCGCGCGAGUAUUCCCGCCGGUACCACCAUGACGAAAGGCGUGACAGGGCAAGUCCCCGCUACACCGAGACUCAGGAAACCUACUACAGAGUAAACCCGAAUAGUAGGAAUGCGCUUGUCCCUAGAGCGCGCGAAGAUAGUGAGUUGUCAGUCGAGGAAAUCCACCGAGACUUCCCUCCUCCUGGUUACUCCCGGGAUGUCCGUAGAACCCGAUCGGCUGAACCUGGUUACGAUGAUUACUACUAUGAAGGCCGUCGCUCCUACGAUACUGCGCCUAAGGAGCGCCGUCACAAGAAACCUGGUAGCGUCUAUUACGAGGAAGAGGAGAGAAGCCGCAACCGCGUUCUAUCCAAGCAAGAAAAGAUCAUUGCCGCCGUCGCCGGAGGUCUCCUUGCCGCUGGCGCUAAGGAGCUUUGGGAUCGUCGCGAAGCUGAGAAGGAAGGUGUCGAUGUUCACCGCAAUGUAGCCGCCUCCGCCGCUCUUGGCGCAGCUGGCGCUUUUGCUGGUUACCAGGGAGCCGAUUACUAUAACAAGCAUUCUAGUAAGGAGGAUAAAAAGUCAACCUACAUCGUUCAUAAGGGUCGGGAUGGCCGUGUCGUCGAGUACUACUCCGACGACGAAGAUGAAGACCCAAGGGACCACAAGGGCAAUAAGUCUUUUCUUGAGAAUGCACUGGCUGCCGCUGGUCUCGGGGGUGCUAUUAAAGCUCUAACUGGCGGUGCCGGCUCUGAUAAGGAUUCGAGAAGCCGCCAUGGAAGCCGCCGUGGUAGCCCAGACUCGUACCGUUCGCGAGACAGCAGAAAAAGUUCACGGGAUACCCCUGCGGCUAGAAUGCAAAAGGCUGCCAAGGCCUCACUCGUCGCCGGUGCCGCAGAGGCUUUCCGAGUUGCUAAGGAACCAGGUGGUUGGAAGGGAGAGAAGAUGAAGCGAGUUCUUACCGCAGCUGCAGGUGCUGCAACUAUCGACGCUGCCCACGAUCCUUCAAAGGACAGCAAGCGCCACCUUGUCGAAGCUGUUGUCGGUGGUCUUCUCGGCAAUCGCAUGUUGCAUGGCUCUAGAAAAGACAUUGAAGAAGAUCGGAGGACAGGCCGGAGCAGAUCCCGUUCUCGUGCUCGAUCCGAGGGCGGCUCAGGGGGAAGCGGUCUCGCGGCAUUAGCGACCGCAGGUUUAGGCGCUUUGACCGCCAAGAAACUCGUUGGCAGCCGAAGCCGAUCCCGAUCACGCCGGGGAGACAGUGUCGACUCAUAUGAUAGUCGCAGCCCUUCCCCACGCAGGCGUCGCAGUAGCCGUAGUCGCAGCCGUAGCGUUGUCGACAAAGCGCGGCGUAGUCUUGCUAAGAUCGGCAUCGGUAGCGACCCAGAUCACCGCGAUGAUGAUAGUUACUAUGAUGACCGGCCGUCUCGCAAGAGUCGUCACAGGAGCUCCUCAGGCGGUCGUUAUGACGACGAUGAUGAUCAUAAGUCUCGGGCCUACAUGAGAGGUGGACGAGGCCCCGCGACUCACGAUUCUUAUGAUGAUUAUGAUGAGGAGGAGCGGUCUAUCGGUGGUGGAAGAUCACGUAGUGGAUCACGCUCAAGAAAAGGUAGGUCUAGUUCCGCUUCCAGUAGCGAUCUUGGAGAUUCAGAUGAAGAUAAGAAAAUGACGUCGAAGAUGCGACGUAAACAACUCGUUACGACGGGAUUGGCAGCUGUCGCUACUAUCCACGCCGCCCACAACGUGUAUGGCAGCAUGGGACAGCGCGAUGCAAGGCAUAGAGCAGUCAAGGAAGGCAAAUUAAGCCCAGAGGAGGCCAGGAAGCUGAGGACUAAGGCACUUCUGCAAGAUGCGGCUUCGGUAGGCAUCGCGGCUAUGGGCGUCAAGGGCGCUAUCUCGGAACUCAAGGAAGCUCGAGAACAGGCCAAGGCAGUUACUGAGUGGAAAGAGGAAAGGCAGCGACGCCACGAAAGGCGACUGGAGCGACUGAAGCGGGCAAAUUCCAGCUAUAGUGGCAGGUCCAGGGCUGACAAUUGGAAUUCUUCAGCUCCACCGAAAGAAAAUCGGUAUGAAGAGGGUCCUCGUUACACCGAUGGGAAUCCCUACUCUGCUGCUUUGCCCGCUCCCCCGUUGGGCUACGACAGAAGAUGAUAGGUUGCGUGGACAGACCAUCCACCAUCACUUUCACGUGGACCUUAAAUCGCUGUGCGCCUAAUCACAUACACGUAUGGUCUGACAGUAUACACGUCUGCCUCAUACCUCCUUACGAUCUACGACAUAUUAUGAAUUAUGAUUUUGGAUAAUACAAAAUUUUAAAAGAAGGCGUUCGAGAUAGGUUAAAAUUUAUCUGCCUCGAACAAUUAUGAAACUAACCUCGGUCGUUUUUUUUGUUUGUUUGAGAUAGAAACACAGUCUCGUUGUCGUGUUGCAUCUCAUCUGAAUCUCAUCUGAAUCUCCUAACGAUGCGCAAAAUUUUAUGAAUACCUACAUAACUUGAGCUUUUUUACUGAUAUUAAUUGGUUUUGUGACAGAUGGGCGUCACCACCGCCACCGCCACGACAAUUAAUGUGUACACGUCCGGCUUUAAUGCA
This is a messenger RNA of Annulohypoxylon maeteangense, 2935 nucleotides long. RefSeq lists its product as uncharacterized. Lineage: Eukaryota; Fungi; Ascomycota; Sordariomycetes; Xylariales; Hypoxylaceae. The coding region runs from base 342 to 2495 and encodes 717 amino acids. The record is from RefSeq and is a predicted model, not a curated record. The transcript has a single exon.